Molecule: messenger RNA, 219 nt
Organism: Neurospora tetrasperma FGSC 2508
Lineage: Eukaryota; Fungi; Ascomycota; Sordariomycetes; Sordariales; Sordariaceae
Exons: 2
Coding region: 1-219 (72 amino acids)
Source: RefSeq, a predicted model, not a curated record
AUGGCUCACAACAUCGUGCACACCUACAGUGACCUACUGGCAAAGAGUGUACCUCCGAUCCCGGCACAUGUCGUCCGCUCACGUCAUCUCUCCCCGAACGGGAUAUCCCCGCCACGACUUCUUAGGGUCAUCCUGCGGCACAAACUCCGCUCCGCUCAAAUCACGAGUCAGAGUCAAAGCUCCCAGCAGCAAGAUAAAGAUAAUGGGGGCGCCCGCUAG